Messenger RNA from Dovyalis caffra, 435 nucleotides. NCBI's taxonomy places the organism in Eukaryota, Viridiplantae, Streptophyta, Magnoliopsida, Malpighiales, Salicaceae. The record is from the annotation of a GenBank genome assembly.
AUGAAGAUAUGGGCGUCAACUUCUUUGGCGAUUCUGGAAUUGCAGCUUCAAAAUAAAGGACUCGUAGAGAGAUUGAUGAAGCGUGGUGCGAGAAAAGCGACAUCCUUCGGUUCUGGUGUGGUGGACUGUGUUUCCUAUUGUAGAGAGCUUUGGUGUGGUCCUAAGAUUUUUCUGGUCUUGAUCCCUUUUUUGUGCGAUUGGAUUGGCAUGGAUGAAUCAUGGCUAGAAUUUUAUCUGGGAAUGAAACUAAACUUGUUGCUAUUGAUCAGAAAUUUUUCUUCUAUAUGGGAUCAGGAUAGUGUCGGAUGGAAGCAUGUCGAUCCGAAUGGAGCAAUAGUUAUGGAAGGUCUGGUUUUGGCUGAGAAUUUAGAAUGCAUGGAUUCUUUGUGCAAGGUUUUCUGGGAAGAGAUUGCUGUUGUGUUUGGAAGGGGUUAA